Molecule: messenger RNA, 1407 nt
Organism: Caenorhabditis remanei
Lineage: Eukaryota; Metazoa; Nematoda; Chromadorea; Rhabditida; Rhabditidae
Exons: 2
Coding region: 1-1407 (468 amino acids)
Source: RefSeq, a predicted model, not a curated record
AUGCAACUCAACGAUCAAGCCCAAGAGAUCGAGUAUCUCGGCACCUUCAAAGUGCAAGAUCCGGAGAUGAGCGAGAUCGUAUUCGAUGGUCCAAAGAAGACGUUCCCAGCAAUGGAUUUGAAAGGACGUGUGAAUGCUGAUGGAGGAUUCAAAGAUUUCGAAGGACCGGUAGAAAGGUUUGAGCUUGGACCGAGAGCAUCAAAAGACUUUCCGUCAAGUGUUCAUGUCGACUACCAGCGCCCAAAGAAAACUAAAGUAGUGUCCUCAAUUAAGUCUCUCUGUGAGGAAGUAUACGCGGAGAUAUAUCCGAAUAGAGCUCCAGUGACUUCUAACCGUCCACAAGAUCGACGCAAUGUAAGUCAACAAGGUCCAGAUCAGCAGUGCCGUGUGAUCCCAACACAAUUCCCAGCGGGACUCGGAACAUAUACGCAAAACUCUACAGUCGGACCGAUGCGAAUUGCACCACCUCAACGGCAGAUCGAAAGACUUCUGCCAGUUAAGACAAAAUUGAGAAUUGUGGCAACUGGAAUCUCUGCGAGGAAUACGGAGAAGGCACCGUAUGGUGAACACCAAAAGAGUGCUCCGGGAUUUUCAACUGGUUCAAGAAUGGAUUCUGCUCCAACUGCAGUAUUCCAUGGUCAAAUCACUGCAGACCAACAAUGCCAAAUGAUCCCGACAGAAUUGUCUUCUACUGUCGGACCGAUUCGCAAUGCUCCUGGACUCCAGACGAUGACAACAGUGGCGAAAUUCAGAAUUCUGAAAUGUGAAAGCUUUGAGAGAAAGACGAAGAAGUCACCGCCUGCUGAACAUCAAAAGAAUGGUCGAGGAUUCUCAACUCCACCAUUUAUGGUUCCUCAUCCAAGUCAGAUUGAGUGGCAUCAGAAUCCAGCUCCACCAAUUAUGAGUUCUGCUCCAACUCCAGUAGUCAACUCUAAAGUCACUCUGGAUAAGCAAGGAGAGUUGUCUCCACCAAGUGUCGUUUCUCCUCCAAAAGUCACUGUGGAACAACAAGGAUCGAGGCGCAUUUUCUAUUUACCUUAUAAUGGUCCAGUGAAGAAGGAGAGAUCAAUUUACGAUGAACUUAUGGAUCCAAACUUUAAGCCGGAAGUCAAUGAUACUCAGUGCACGUCUCAGCCGGCUGCUGAGAUACAAGUAGUCAUGAAAGAGCCGAAAAAUAAGAAGGCGGAAAACAAGAAAGAAGAAAAAAAAGUUGUCGAUAAGGAGCUGGAAAAGGGUGCGAUUGCGGCGUUGGAAUACGAGGAUCCGGUCAAACAACUCAAAUUUGAAAAGUACGUAAAAUCAAUGGGAAAGAAAUACGGACAUGAUUUCUUGGGAAUGCUACUAUGGUGCCAGAUACCUGGUUUGAGACUAGGAUGUGGUGGCCAAAUUGCUAGAAGAAUGAAUUGA